GAAGGGUUAGCGGUUUGGUUUCCGGUUCCGGGCUGGCAGUAUCCUUCACAAACAGGCAAAAUGUUGACUCGAUUUUCACGGAUUGGGAUCGCUUUGCCCCGGUUACUCUGUAAUCCACCUGCUCGGUUCGUCUCUCAGUCAAAGCCGACCGGUGCUGCAGGUUCGACCGCUGUGACGGAGCUCCACCCCGCCGGAGAGCAGUCCGGGCACGGGGAGGUCAGCCCGUAUGUCAAGAAUCCAGAUUACCACGGCUUCUCCAGUGAUCCAGUGGAGGAUGAGUGGAACAUGAAGCUGGCCUUCUUCUUUGGCAUCUCAGUUGCUCUUGUCAUUGGAGGAACAUUUAUCCACUAUCUACCUGAUUAUGGCAUGCGACAGUGGGCCAGAAGAGAGGCAGAGCGUUUGAUUCAGCAGAGAGAGAAGGAGGGUCUCCCUUUCAUAGAGGAGAACUACUUUGACACAAACAAAAUCAUUCUGCCCACAGCUAGUGGAAAGUAGGAUGUCCACCACUCACCACUGUAAUACCCAAUCAUAAUUAUUGUAUUUCAUUGUGAAAAAAAAUAAAAUGUGUGUCUGUAUGCCUGU
Molecule: messenger RNA, 582 nt
Organism: Archocentrus centrarchus (flier cichlid)
Lineage: Eukaryota; Metazoa; Chordata; Actinopteri; Cichliformes; Cichlidae
Gene: ndufb11
Product: NADH:ubiquinone oxidoreductase subunit B11
Exons: 3
Coding region: 61-495 (144 amino acids)
Cellular component (GO): respiratory chain complex I
Source: RefSeq, a predicted model, not a curated record